Molecule: messenger RNA, 1086 nt
Organism: Chlorella variabilis
Lineage: Eukaryota; Viridiplantae; Chlorophyta; Trebouxiophyceae; Chlorellales; Chlorellaceae
Exons: 5
Coding region: 1-1086 (361 amino acids)
Cellular component (GO): membrane
Molecular function (GO): serine-type endopeptidase activity
Source: RefSeq, a predicted model, not a curated record
AUGGCAGCAGACGACGCGCUGUGGGGCUCCCUGUCGCGCGCUGCCAUCGAGGCGGGGCGGGCGGUGCGUGGGGCAGCCGAAGAGGCGGCCAAGGACCUGAGCGGCGCGCUGGGCUGCGACCAGCAGCGGCUGCGCUGGCCCACGGGCCUGCUGGGCGGACCCACCAUCCCUCAGACAUACACGGCACCCUGGGAGGCGGGGCGGCGGCUGACUUGGCAAGAUGGCUACAUGGCCUCGUGCGCAUUGUCGGUGGCCAGGUCGCUGCAACAGCAGGAGCUGUCGACAGCCACCGUGGGCCUGGUUGCCGCGCAGGCGGCGCUGCACAUGCGGCCCGGCGGCUAUCGCCUGCUGCAAGUUGGCUUGAAUACACACCGCGUGCUCCACCACGGCGAGUAUCGCCGCCUGCUCACCGGCGUGAUGCUGCACGCCGACAUGACGCACCUGGUCAGCAACUGCACCUCGGUGGUGCUGGAGGGGCUGCCGCUGGAGCGCCGCCUCGGCUCCCCCGCCUUUCUGGCGCUGGUGGCCUCUACAAGUCUCACCUCGCAGGGCCUCUACCUGCUGUCCACGCGGCUGGCCGUCAGAUUUCUGCCCAACAGCUCCCUGGCCAACGACUAUUACCUCAGCUUUGUCGUGGGGUUCAGCGGCAUUGCCUUGGCACUCAGGGUGGUGGGCGGGUACAUGCGGGAAGCGGACCUGGCGGCAGCGCAGGUGGCGCCGUCAGAGGAGUUUGUGCUCACGGCGGGGCGCCUUGCGGCCUGGCCCUCCCUGCUGAUGUCGCACGCCUUGUUCCCCAAUGCCAGCCUGACGGGCCACCUGUGCGGCAUAGCGACGGGAGUGCUGCAUGUGUAUGCCGCGCGGGUGGUCGGCUGGCUGGCGCGGCGGCUGGGCCUGCGGCGCGGGCGGCGACGGAUAGAGGGCGGGCGGCUGGCGGCGGCGGGCGGGCACGCAUGGCUGGACCUGGGCGGCGCCGCGCGGCACCCGGGGCUGGGGUGGCAAGACGUGGGCAGCCAGGUUAUGCUGGGGACGGGCACCUGCCUGGCGGCACGGUGGGCCGCCCGCGCGAGGAGCGGUAGCAGCGCAUAA